AUGCCUAAUUUCCUCAAAUCCAUAUUCAAACCCAGCCUUUCCCAAGCCUACUCCCCGUCUCAUUCAAAAUACAAUCAGUACAGAGAAAAUGACGAUACUCAACGUAAAGAUAAACAUUCUGUCCAACGACGAGAUUCACUAGCGGAGUUGCUCAGAACCGAAUUACGUUCAAAAUCUGUUAGUCCUUCCAGCCAAGUGGAGACAUACGAUCAUUACCAUGACUCUCGAGAUGGAGGGUAUGAUAAAGAUACCAUAUCUGACCUGAUUGAUACGGUCAAAAGCAACACUAAAAGUAGGUCAGAUGAAGAUAUGAAGAGGUUGAUCAAAGCUUUAGAAGAUAUAGAAGCUGAAGACCAUCACAAGAUCAAGAGUAAGACCAAAACCAAAAGUGAAGGUAAAGGUAAAGGUAAAGCGAAGUAUACUGAUCCGGCUUACCAAGAUGGUAAACUACUCAAUCCAGUCAUUGACAUAUGCUCCAAAGCUAUAGAAUCCGGUGAACUCCUCUUAAAGUCUUAUAUGGGUCGAGGACCCAAUUCACCUUUACUUGGAAGAGUGAUAGCUCUCUUAGAAGCUCAGAGGGAUGAAUUGGAAGAUGUCAAUCCAUUUACGGGGAAGAGGAGAUAUCCAGCUUUGAUUACCCUAGAACAGAUAUACCAAAAGGUCAACAUUGGUUUGAGGGAUAUAAGGGGUAUGGCAGAGGGUGAAGCGAGGGAUGCCCUAUUCGGCUUGAUCCAGGUUUUGCAAGAAGGACCAGAUUACUUGAUUGAUAUUAUCCUAAUCACCUCCGUUAUCCACCAAUCAUCCAUCAUCUCCAUCCCAUUCUCCAACGAGAUACGUGGGAUAUUGGAUAAAGCGGUAGAUGAUCAGAUCGAUCUUAAUAAUUUCAGAAAAGCCGGGGAAAGUAUAAUCGCCAUUGCUUCUGCGCUCGAUAGGGAUUUGCUAGAAGAUAAGGAAUGUGAGGAAGCGUAUAAGAAGGUUGGAGUGUUGGUUAAGCACUUACAAUUGAGAAUAUCUUCUUCUGCUCUACCUACUCCUAUCUCAUCAUUACCAGCCAGUCGAUCCACCUCUUUCUCAAACUCCACUACGACACCUACUCCACUGAUGUUACCUAGUACACCUGACCUAUCGCCCAUCCCAUCCCUCUCUUCUUCUUCACCCUCUUCGCCUAAAUUCACAUCAAUGACUGCGUCAGAUCUACAGAUGCAUUACAGUACAGGUCAAACUACCCCUACUCCUCUGCCAGGUUUAUCCUCAUAUCAACCUACUCCUCAAACUUCAGUCCCGCCUUCUCGCAGGACAUCCUCACCCACUCCCUCGUCUGGGUCAUCAGCUUCUCAGGAAAUAUGGGAAUAUCGUGGACAGCUAUUAACAGCCUCAGCUCUAGACCUAGUCCUAAGAGAAGAAAUGUUGCUCAUGGCAGACUCGUCAAAUCAAUAUGCGGGAGAAGUGACCUAUGAUGAUUUGAGGAAAUGCUGGACACCCAAACAUGUCAGGAAACUUCGUCCGUCAGAUUUGACUACCGAUGGGGAAAUACCUGAUACGACACCGGCAGGGUUCAAAUUGAAAGAAAAGGAUGAAUGGGGGAAUAAAAUUGGUUGGUAUGAUAAUGGGUCGGGAUUAAAGGAAAUGUAUUAUUUGGAAGAACCGAAAUUUGAAUUGCAAGAUGAUGAUUGA
Messenger RNA from Kwoniella botswanensis, 1674 nucleotides. RefSeq lists its product as uncharacterized. Lineage: Eukaryota; Fungi; Basidiomycota; Tremellomycetes; Tremellales; Cryptococcaceae. Bases 1 to 1674 code for a protein of 557 amino acids. The transcript is spliced from 5 exons. The record is from RefSeq and is a predicted model, not a curated record.